Molecule: messenger RNA, 2069 nt
Organism: Uloborus diversus
Lineage: Eukaryota; Metazoa; Arthropoda; Arachnida; Araneae; Uloboridae
Gene: Syt7
Product: synaptotagmin-7-like
Exons: 8
Coding region: 136-1356 (406 amino acids)
Biological process (GO): vesicle fusion; cellular response to calcium ion; regulation of calcium ion-dependent exocytosis
Cellular component (GO): axon; membrane; synapse
Molecular function (GO): clathrin binding; calcium-dependent phospholipid binding; phosphatidylserine binding
Source: RefSeq, a predicted model, not a curated record
UAUCGCUCGUCAAAGCUCUUUGUGUGACACAAACGGAGUAGGAGCGCUUGAUAAUUCCAUGCCCCCGGAUAGCAAACCCCGUUGACCGUUACGGUUGCCCUGGCGGGUCCAGGCGGUCUCAGCGGCGCGGGCGGGAUGCUGCUGGCGUCGGUGCUGGGCUCUCUGGCGGCCCUGGCGUCGAUGGCCGUCACCUUGGCGCUGUGCUACCUCUUCUGGCGGAAGAGGACAGCCGCCAAGGAGGCCAAAGACGAGCUGGAGCCUUUGCAAGUGGGAGCGCCCACCCCGAACCAAGGGACGCCGAACAAGAACGCAUCCCAGCAAGCCAACAGCAAGAGUGUUGUCGAACUGACCAGGCACAACGUCGAGGACAGACUCUACCAGGGGACUACUGCCGCCUCGUCGCUAUCUCUGGACAGGGCGAGUAAAGUCAAAGUAGACCCAAAACAGAAGGAUACGAAACCGGGAUCUAGUUCGUCAACGUCUAUGCUUCAGGCGCUGGUCGGGAACGAAGAUGACUAUGACGAAGUGGAUACAUCAGAGCCAUUAGAACCAGCUGGUCAAAUUCAAUUUAGUUUGGAAUACGAUUUUUAUUCAUCGACUUUGGUACUUAGGAUUAUUCAAGGCAGAGAUCUCCCCGCCAAAGACAUUAUAGGAACAAGCGACCCAUACGUGAAAGUUACACUCCUACCGGAUAAAAAAAGAAAACUUGAAACAAAAGUGAAGCAUCGCACGCUAAACCCACGGUGGAAUGAAACAUUUUAUUUUGAAGGUUUCCCUCUUCAUAAAUUGCAAAAGUCCAUUCUUCAUCUGAACGUGUACGAUUGGGAUCGAUUUAGCAGAGACGAUCCUAUAGGAGAUGUAUACUUACCUCUCGCGCAGGUCGACCUUACACAGAAACCGACGUUUUGGAAAUCUCUCAAGCCAGCGGAUACUGUUAAGUUAGGAGACUUACUCGUGAGUUUGAUGUACGUUCCGCGUACCAGUGAGUUAACAAUUGGUUUCAUCAAAGCCCGAAAAUUGAAAGCCAAAGACAUCACAGGCGCAUCAGAUCCGUACGUAAAGAUCUGGCUGAUGCGAGGCGAUAAACGGCUGGAGAAGCGCAAAACCCCUGUUUUCAAAGCUACCUUGAAUCCAGUGUUCAAUGAGGCAUUCACCUUCAUCGUCACUUGGGAACACAUCCGGGAAACUUCAAUGGCGAUCACGGUUAUGGACUGGGACAAUGUGGGCAGGAACGAGGCGAUUGGGGGCAUCGUCUUGGGCUCGAAGUGCGGGCCCACCGAAGCCAAGCACUGGGGAGAGAUGCUUACCAAACCGCGGACCCCAGUGGUCCAGUGGCACAAGCUGAAGCCAGUCUGAAGGAAAACUAUGUCACCACUGGUGAAGAUGAUAUAUAUAUAUAUAUUUGUGUGUGUAUGAAACCAAAAAAAGAAACUGUCUAAUCUCUGUACGCUCUCACUCUGUAGGUGUGUGUGUUAUAUACCACCCCCCAAAAAGCGCGGGAAUCAAUGCAACGACCGACCCCGGUGCUUCAAAAAUGAAAACAUCGAACUGCGUCGCUUUCUCGUGCAACGAACGAAUGUAUAUCUCUCUAUGUGUCACUCGGAAGCACGACGACUGUGCAUCUAUAUAAAUCUAUAUACAUGUGUACCCUUUUCUUCUAGAUCCCCUCACAGAAAUUAUCUGUCGUCGCAACGCACAAGGCCGGGUCAGUUCGCAGCCGAGGAACGACGCUUCCGCUUAAAUUCGGGGCCAAAGAAUAACGGAAUAACAAGAGAAUCAAAUCGUAAGAUGAUGUUUUAUUUUUUUGCAGCAGCUCCUUGUCAUUCCUUCUGCGCCUUUGCCUUCAGUCUCUAUGCAAAUUGGGAGCCAGCCCUCGCUUUCGGGAGGAUUUCCUUGAUUCUGUGUUAUUGGCGCCUUACCUUGUCUGCACAGCGAACAACGAAACAUACCUGAAAGAAAAUGGUCUUGAAGAUUGUUGAAACCUCAGAGUAUUAGAACAAAGACGACGUUUUAUAAUAAACGUUUUACUAAUUUGGUGUUUAGAAAUGCUACAGCAGCUCGAAGUAGUU